AUGGCUGAGUGGGAACUUGUUGGACUAGAGGUUGAGGCUCGUCUGUCUAAAAAUCCGUCAUCUGGGGCUAAUUUUGAGGGAGACGCUUUCCUCCGUGUAUGGAUUUCUGAAGCUGGGAAAACCUUUCAAAACAUUAAUGCAAGCAUUGCAUUGACAUCAUCAUUGACAAAAGUUGAUUCGGGUUUGGGAGUUAAGAUGAAUGCUGAACCUUGUAAAAACAUCGGAUCUGCUAUAAUGACAGGCCCACAACACGUGGGAAUACGAGCAGUUAUAAGGAAGUCCUAUGAUUUCGAUGAUUCCUCUGAUGAAAUGCUGAAUAUAUUACUGGAUUUCUCGACUACUGGGAAUGAUUUGGAUUUCUUUGAAGACUGA
Olea europaea var. sylvestris is the source of this 372-nucleotide messenger RNA. Its product is annotated as transcription factor MYB41-like. Lineage: Eukaryota; Viridiplantae; Streptophyta; Magnoliopsida; Lamiales; Oleaceae. The transcript is spliced from 2 exons. The record is from RefSeq and is a predicted model, not a curated record. The coding region runs from base 1 to 372 and encodes 123 amino acids.